AUGGAAGACGACAAAUCCUUUGUUUUGAAUUCCAUGGAUGUGGACGGCACCAAUAGAGCCAAAGAAAAAAAUCCAGAUUCUGAAGAUGGUAAUAUUUCAUUAGAGUUGUCUCUUUCGUCUGCAUCAACAAUGUCAACUGACAUGGAAAAACAAGAAAUUAAUUACGAGAAAUUAGAACCUACGAUGAUAGACUUUUUCAAAGAUUCUCAGUUGGAAUCGAGGUAUACUAAUGCCGAACUAUCGUUACGAUCUUUUUGUUCUAUCGAUAAUAUGUCCAUUAGAAUUACUCCAAUUGAGAAAGAAAAACUUCCAGUGCAAGAUAUAAGGAAAUCAGAUGUACGUAAUAUGAUGUGCAUGGAAGAUAGUAGAAGUGCUUUUUCUUCGGAAUUGAUGGAAGGUUGCAGCAGUGAUAAUGUUCCGUUAGAGUUAUCUCUUUCGCUUUCGUUUGGAGUUGGUGAAUGUAGCUAUCACCAUAACUUGAACAGCUUGAAUAAGACGAUCAAUGGAGAGCUUCCUUUGACAUUGUUCAACAAGAGACAAACGAUUGAGAAUCCAGAAUUUCCAACCGGCAGAAACAAGAGAAAUAGAGUCGAGAUUGAAAUUGAACGAAGGCAUCAUGCCCCUGAUGAUCCAUGGUGCAUCAAGAAGCAGCUUUACAACAGUGAUCUCGGAAACUUGUCAAGGUUGAUAUUGCCAUCAGAGUUAGUGGAGUCUCAUGUUUUGCCGCAUUGGAAUGCCGAUCAAUUAGCCCAAAUUCAACAAGGAUUACCGGUAUUCGUUUGGGAUUGUGAUACCAAUACCCAACAUUACAUGAAGUUCAAGCGCUGGGGCAAGGGGGCCAAUGUGCUAAUCAAAAAUUGGACUACAGAUUUUGUGAAGAGAAGGAAUCUGAAAUUGGGUGAUGAAAUUGGUCUUUAUUGGGACAUCCAUAACUCAAGAUUCAACUUUUCUGUUCUAAACAGAGCUCCCUCUGAGUAA
This is a messenger RNA of Gossypium raimondii (Peruvian cotton), 978 nucleotides long. RefSeq names its product putative B3 domain-containing protein At1g78640. The record is from RefSeq and is a predicted model, not a curated record. Gene Ontology annotation, molecular function: DNA binding. Bases 1 to 978 code for a protein of 325 amino acids. The transcript has a single exon. Lineage: Eukaryota; Viridiplantae; Streptophyta; Magnoliopsida; Malvales; Malvaceae.